GGCUGCCCCCCCCCGGCCGGGCACCGACCCCCCUCCCGCGUCUCUCCUCCGCUCCCGCCCCCAGAAGUUCAGGGGCCCCCGCCCGGCCUCCCCGCCUCCGAGGAGCCUCCAGCUCGGACCCCGCGAAGAUGGCGAGGAGGAGCCGCCACCGCCUCCUCCUGCUGCUGCUGCGCUACCUGGUGGUCGCGCUGGGCUAUCAUAAGGCCUAUGGAUUCUCUGCCCCAAAAGGCCAUCAAGUGGUCACAGCAACAGAGUAUCAAGAGGUUAUUUUAGCCUGUAAAUACCCAAAGAAGACCAUCUCCUCCAGAUUAGAGUGGAAGAAACUGGGCCGGAGUGUCUCCUUUGUCUACUACCAACAGGCUCUUCAAGGUGAUUUUAAAGAUCGAGCCGAGAUGAUAGACUUCAGUAUACGGAUCAAAAAUGUUACAAGAAAUGAUGCUGGGAAAUACCGCUGUGAAGUUAGUGCCCCAUCUGAGCAAGGCCAAAACCUGGAAGAAGAUACAGUCACUCUAGAAGUGCUAGUGGCCCCAGCAGUUCCAGCAUGUGAAGUACCCAAUUCUGCUCUGAGUGGAACUGUGGUAGAGUUGCGAUGUCAAGACAAAGAAGGGAAUCCAGCUCCCGAGUACACCUGGUUUAAGGAUGGCGUUCCUUUGUCAGAGAAUCCAAAACUUGGCUCCCAAAGCACCAACAGCUCCUAUACAAUGAAUACAAAAUCGGGAACUCUGCAAUUUAACACUGUUUCAAAACUAGACAGUGGAGAAUAUUCCUGUGAAGCCCGUAAUUCUGUUGGACAUCGCAGGUGUCCUGGGAAGCGAAUGCAAGUAGAUGAUCUCAACAUCAGUGGCAUCAUAGCAGCUGUAGUAGUUGUGGCCUUAGUGAUUUCUGUUUGUGGCCUUGGCGUGUGCUACGCUCAGAGGAAGGGCUACUUUUCCAAAGAGACUUCGUUCCAGAAGAGUAGUUCUUCAUCUAAAGCCACCACAAUGAGUGAAAAUGAUUUCAAGCAUACAAAAUCCUUUAUAAUUUAAAAGAAUUCCACCUUUGAGAGACGCCAAAAACAGUUGUUACACAAGUUAUUAAAAGGUUAUAAAACUCUGCUUUGUCUUACAUUUGCAAAGAGGUACAUGAAGAGAUGAAGUUGGUAUUCGUGGUCAUUUCUAUGAUUGUUAAAUUACUUGAAAUUGCCAUUUUAAACAGAUAGUUCUGUCAGCACCUAAAUAAAAUAUAGUCUGGCUUUUUAUGUCUGGACUAAGUUAAAAGAA
Molecule: messenger RNA, 1259 nt
Organism: Nyctereutes procyonoides (raccoon dog)
Lineage: Eukaryota; Metazoa; Chordata; Mammalia; Carnivora; Canidae
Gene: JAM2
Product: junctional adhesion molecule 2
Exons: 10
Coding region: 129-1025 (298 amino acids)
Biological process (GO): leukocyte tethering or rolling
Cellular component (GO): tight junction; protein complex involved in cell adhesion; cell surface
Source: RefSeq, a predicted model, not a curated record